Molecule: messenger RNA, 1711 nt
Organism: Hippocampus comes (tiger tail seahorse)
Lineage: Eukaryota; Metazoa; Chordata; Actinopteri; Syngnathiformes; Syngnathidae
Product: guanylyl cyclase-activating protein 2-like
Exons: 4
Coding region: 562-1158 (198 amino acids)
Biological process (GO): visual perception
Cellular component (GO): cone photoreceptor outer segment; photoreceptor inner segment
Molecular function (GO): calcium sensitive guanylate cyclase activator activity; calcium ion binding
Source: RefSeq, a predicted model, not a curated record
AAAAGUAGACUGGAAGUGACGUCACAAUGAAGGUUACUCUGACACGAGACUUUUUAUUUGUUUACUCCUAACUAGUCAAAAUAAAGUCGGUGGGAGGGCUCAUCCGGGAAGGGAAGCUUUCAAGCGGAUUGGCGAAGGCAGCAGAGGGAGAACUGGCCUAUUUUUAGUGGGUUAGUCUAAGUAAAUAUGGACAGACAAACCUUCAGUGAAUUAGUCAUUGAACUAAAACCUCAUGACGUCAUCCUUAAUCCCUUUGAGAGCUCUGUGUAACUCUUCUGUACAUAGGCCAAUUUGCUCUCCUGCUUACGACUAACUGGCAAUUCUUCAGUAGUUACUAUGAAUGUCCUUUUGCUUUGUCCAGAACAAGGCAUAGCGACUUUUUUUUUUUUUCAAGACAAAUGUACUGGAAGAUACAAUUUGGGGUGAAAUUUUGAAAUAGUUCAAUUUAUUCUGCACUGGUUAAUCUGUGGGCGAAUCCCAGGAAUAAUUGAUAAUCCAUGGUGAUGUUGCUUGACAACUUUUAUGUUGCUAAUUCUGUGAGGGAGGGUAUCUCAUUUUUAUAUGAUUUGGUUGAAAAUAAUGGGUCAAGCACAGAGUGGUUCUGAUAAAGAAGUUACCCUGCAACACAUCCAGGCACUGUACCGUAGGUUUGCAAGUGAAUGUCCAAGUGGCAAUUUACACUUGCAUGAAUUCAAGAAAAUUUUUCGAGUUAACAACGAAUCCUCAGAGGAAGAAUCGGCCUACAUGGAAAAUGUUUUUCGAUCGUUUGACACAAAUAAGGAUGGAAAGCUAGACUUUAUGGAAUAUGUGGCAGCCGUACAUCUUGUUUUGCGGGGGAAACUGGAGGACAAACUUAAAUGGUCUUUCAAGGUAUAUGACAGAGAUGGGAAUGGCCGGCUGGACAGAGGAGAAGUGAGACAUAUUAUCAAGAUUAUCUACAAAUUAAAGAAGCACACUGACCCUGGUGCUCCAGAGAACAUUGAGGAUAUAUGUGAUAGAAUAUUUACCCAAGUGGACAAAAAUAAAGACAGUCAAAUUUCCCUGGAGGAAUUUAUUGAAGGAGCUGAAAAGGACCCAUGGGUAAUGGAUCAACUUAAAUUGGAUUUCACACCCUGUGACUGGUUUAUUGAGCAGCAAGAGAAGAACCCAAACUCAUAAUGCACUCAUUCAUUAUACUGAUGUAUAUGCCUGGGUCCUGUGUUCUGCAAAAAUACCUCAUCACAGUUUUCAUCUUGUAUUCUCACGGAACAUUGUGUGAAUUUCUACACCAUUCACAUUUUAAUAUGCCAAAAAGUAGACUGAAGAUUAACUGGUUCUUGGUUUUUUUCACUUAUCUCCCUUUAUGGCGGAGUAGAUGCUGUCCUGGUGCUCUCUUGUAUGUACUUUAAACUUAUUCCCAUCACUGUGUACCAGUGUGCCUGGUGUGCGGCUAUCUCACUAUGUAAAAACAGUUUGUGUUGUUUUAAAAUUUUCUUGGUCAAAUUUGUGGAAAGAUCUAGGAAGGAUUCCUCCUAUUUACAUAAAAUACACAGCAUUUCCAACUGCAAUGUCAAUGACAAAGACUAACUAUCAAGCCUUCAACAUACAUUGCCACAAAGAGAUAAGAUACCAUUAAAUUUGUCUUGGGUUAUAGGAUGUCAGAAUUUUUUAUUAUGAUUUUGGGGGGGUGGAAAUGUGUGUGUAUUUCAACCCCAAUUCCAGUGAAGCUGGG